AUGGCCGGAUGGUGGAGCCUCGGUGGUGCUUUUCUUCUGCUUUUUGGUAUUCUCCUUGCUCCCUAUUUGUACAAGAUCAACUGGAUCAAGGAUCUAAGAUUAGAAGGUGAUAACAAAACAGUUUUAGCAAAUCACUUGGAGUCGAAAAAACGCAAAUUGGGUAAACUUCCACCGGUUUAUCCAAAUGGAUGGUUUGCUUUAUUAGAAAGUUCACAACUAGAAAAGGGUCAAGUUAAACAUGUAGCUGCACUUGGACAAAAUUUUGCUGUUUUCAGAACAGAUAACGGGACGAUAAGGAUUUUAGACGCUUAUUGUCCACAUUUGGGUGCAAAUAUGGCAGAAGGUGGUCGUGUAAAAGGCGAUUGCUUAGAAUGCCCUUUUCAUGGUUGGCAAUUUCGUGGUUCUGAUGGACAGUGCAAUCAUAUCCCAUACGCCGACAAAGUGCCACAUAUAGCAAGAACAAAAACGUGGAAAAGUUGCGAAGCUAACGAAAUUAUCUUCGUUUGGCACCAUGCAGAGGGAUUAGAACCAAAUUGGCAACCGCAAACAAUUAGUAACGUUUUAAACCGAACGUGGCGCUAUCAAGGUCGAAAUGAAUUUCUUAUCAACUGCCAUAUACAGGAAGUUGCAGAAAAUGGUGCUGAUUCAGCACAUCUUAGCGCAGUGCAUGGACCAGCAAUAUUUACGAAAAUUACAAAUUUUUUCUCUUCUUUUGCUCGUCAUUCAUGGACAAACGUUAAUUGGGCGCCGCAUAACUCUUUCCUAGAGUCCCAAACUUCCGAGAAAACUGAAACGGAAAAAAAAGAUGGUGAAAAUUUAAGACAUAGAGCAUACAUGACUUUAAGACACAGCCUGAUUUUGUUCGAGAAAUUCGAACUUUUACAAUUGGAUGUAAACGUUCAACAAAUCGGCCCCGGUUAUGUUGAAUUAAUGAUGCACUCAUCUUUGGGAUCUAUGUGUAUUUUUCAGACAGUCACACCAAUGGAACCGCUUUUACAAAAGGUGACCCAUUUAAUAUACUCUCCUCCGCUGCUUGGUCCAUACGCUAGCAUGUUAUUCUUAGGAGAGUGUUUAAUGUUCGAAAGAGAUGUAGCUAUCUGGAAUCGAAAGAAGUUCGAGAAGCAACCUCUUCUCGUCAAAGAAGAUAAAAGCAUACUUGCUUACCGCAGGUGGUAUUCCCAAUUUUAUUCACAGCAUAGUCCAAGUUAUCAUUCCGCUAUCAAAUCUUUACAGUGGUAGCAAUAUUU
This is a messenger RNA of Eufriesea mexicana, 1247 nucleotides long. RefSeq names its product cholesterol 7-desaturase nvd (gene nvd). Gene Ontology annotation, molecular function: 2 iron, 2 sulfur cluster binding; oxidoreductase activity. The transcript is spliced from 6 exons. The record is from RefSeq and is a predicted model, not a curated record. Gene Ontology annotation, cellular component: cytoplasm. Gene Ontology annotation, biological process: cholesterol metabolic process. NCBI's taxonomy places the organism in Eukaryota, Metazoa, Arthropoda, Insecta, Hymenoptera, Apidae. Bases 1 to 1239 code for a protein of 412 amino acids.